AAGGAUUUAAUCCUCGAAACUUUUCCCGCUAUUUUUGGGCAGCUGGUACAUUUGCGUUCUCUGAUCAUUCGUUUGGAAACGAAAAUCUAAACAACAAAAAUUAAAGAGACUAAAUAAAAUUGCCAAACACUGAAAUGGUGUGAUAUUGAAAUCUGCAAGUCUGCGAGUGUCAGGUACAAGAGCAAUUUUUAUAGUGCUGCAAAAUUCCACAGACUUCACAAAAUUGAUAAAGAAUAACAAAAAUGGGGGACGGAGCGAUAAAUGAAAGUGAGUGGAAACGCCCGAACGAGGUUAUGCAGUUGGUUCGACUGAAAAAUAGAAAACGGGCGCUUCAAGCUCGUAUGAACAGAACUGCUCCAGUCAAUUCAGAAACUUGUCAAAAAUGGAACGUCCUAGAGGGAAAAAGUGUAGAAAUUUCGGGCGGUCAAAAACGCAAAAAUCCUUUUGCAAUGAGCCAGAGUAAAAAAAAGUCGAAAGACGAAAUAUCAACUGAAUUGGAGACGAGCAACGACUCAGUGCUUUUCGAACUCAUGCAUAGCCGAAACACGUCCCAAGCCCAAGAUAAAGCAGAAAUUCCUUCUGUUAUUCCGAACCAUAAGCCUUUAUCGUUUGAAAGUGUUUUGACAAAACUUGAAGGAGGAAUAGUGGAUGAUCCCACUGUCGAAGAAGAAACUGAAACUUUCAAAGGUCUCGAUUAUUUUCCUGUUGACUGGAGCCUCAAAACAAAGAUGAGAAUUAUGUCUCCUAAACCUUUUUCUUGGAAUGGAAAACCCAAAACAAGCGAAGAAGCCUCAGGAACAACAGGAUUUGUCAGAUGCGUAGAUAUCGGCGAACAAGAGACUACUCUUGACACGAGUCCCAAUGCAAGGUUUCACCAAUGUUGUUUGGUCUGGCAGCAUCCCUCCCUACCCUGGCUUGAUUUGUUUCCUCGCACAGCAGGCAAAGUCAGUGCGAGCAUAGCGAGUAAUUCAGUAAUAGCUCAAAAUCAAUUUAUCAAAGACGCUCUCUUCGCCGAAUGGAGCGAGAGCUUCAGAUCGUUGUUUCAUUUGCUCAGAGCAAGGCAGUGUCCCUACUUUUAUGUUUGCACCAAUACAUUCACAGUGCUUUAUCGUGCUGCUGGCAUUUGUGGCCUUUCCGAAGUGCACGCUUUUCUUACACCAACGACAAGAGGUUUUAGACAAGCACUGAAACAAGAAGAUAUAGAAUAUACAAUGCCACUAAGAAAAGAUGGUGGUAAAAGACGAUCGGACGUAACGGACUCAGGAUGCGAAACCCUCGACUCUUGUCUAUCUGAGCCUACGACAACGACCGACGAAAUAGUACAAAAUGAGGAUGACGAAGACAACGAAGAACAAUGGCUGCAGAGUCUUGGGAUUGCAGAUUCGGAAAUCCGGAGAAUCAACACCUUGCAGGCAAGGAAGGAGCUGGAGAAAGAGAGUGAGAUCGACACGUUGAAGCAAUCGCUCGUUUUUGUAAAAGGAGUCGAAGCCCAAGCACUGUUUAAUUUUUUGAUCAAUUGCAAAUCUGCAGUUGCAACGACGGGUGCUCUCGCCGGAGUACCUCCAACACUUUUGUCACCGGUGGCUUUUCAUGGUGCAACUCUUCGACCUAUCAAAGUACGCGAAAGUAUUGUAAGAUUGGAGAAGGAUAGAUUUUAUUCCCUCGAGCUGAGAGGGCCUCUUUUACCUCACGUUUUACCCUCUAUCUGUAAUCUCAUGAGGUCCAGCCAGUUGGAUCGAUUCACCAUAAGCUCUGCUCAACUUUCAGCGACGACCUCCUUUUCUAUCGCUGGACACGGUCAAGAAGAAACCAAACCAGAGAAAACGGAAAAAGUGCCUCAAAGUGUGUUCGGCCAAGAGAACCUGAGUGAUUGUGGAUUCAGCAAACAAUUAUUAUCACAUUUUUGCAAUCCUGAUCCACGACGUAUUCAAAUUUUGGAAACACUCAAUUUUUCAAAUGACAAAUACACGUGGUCUUGACCUGACGUCGAAGAGGAUUAUAAAAUUCGUUUGAAAGUGCUCCGAGUUUCAAAAGCGCCUCGUUCGGUGUGUGCUCAAUGUUUGAACAGUGUUGAAAUACUCUGCGAUUACGACAGUCGUUCACGUUGAACGAGAACAGCUCACUGGAUAAGUUAUCGACACGUAUCGAAAUAUCCCACUGAAAAUGCAGUAGUUUCCUUCACUGCCGACUGUCUGUAGAUAAAUUUCUAGUUCAUUAUCACAAGAUAUCGAUCUUCUGUAUCGUCCAUCAAUAUUAUCAAAUCUUCGUCAUUAAUUUGUCGACCGAUACUCAAAAAACUCGUUCGGGGAAAAAAAUGUUUCUUUCAAGAAAUAACGAGCCAGCGAACUUUGUUCGUUUAUCGAUUUCAGUGAUUUUUAAUGAAACAGCACAAACGCUAAAGAUUUCCAACCAUUCAUCUAUCAUUUUUUCCCUUUCUCAACGAGAACAUUAUUUCAAUGAACAAGCAAGAUUUGCAAACCCCUCGGCGUUUCGAAUUCAAAUGUAUUUUGCACCUCGAACCUGUUUUGAAAUGGAAUUUAGACAUUUUUUAAUCACGUAAUUUAGGUAAUUCCAGUGUUAUUUUUAAAAUAAUUUAUCAUGACUAUUCUCCAUCGUUGUCCAUCGAAAUGUGGACUGAAAAACUUCACCGGAUCAUAGUUACAAAGACGAAGACGUUUGAUCGGCGGAAUUGCGUACUAUUAUUCACUGUUUAGACAAUCGGACUGAAAAAAAUCUAGUCAAACGAACGUGUAACUAUCUGAGAUCACAAUGCUUUUUCGUAUUCAUUCAUUUUUUAAUCUCCUGAACAUCAGAACCGACGUUUCAAUUUUUUACUCGCAAGUGAAUUUGUUAACUCGUUUUGGCGACUACUUUACAUUUACUGAUAGUAAAAUCGAAAAAUAAAUGAACGCCCAUGUGAAAA
This is a messenger RNA of Venturia canescens, 2923 nucleotides long. RefSeq names its product humpty dumpty (gene hd). The record is from RefSeq and is a predicted model, not a curated record. The transcript is spliced from 7 exons. Gene Ontology annotation, biological process: nuclear DNA replication. Gene Ontology annotation, cellular component: nucleus. Bases 243 to 1979 code for a protein of 578 amino acids. NCBI's taxonomy places the organism in Eukaryota, Metazoa, Arthropoda, Insecta, Hymenoptera, Ichneumonidae.